AUGAAUGCUAUUAAAAAUGCUGGACAGGUACUUGAGAGAACCUCUCAAUACUUAGAUUCCGGGUUGGUGACAAAGCAACCCUCUUGGUAUAAGGUGCUUGCUUACCAUCCACCAAUGUUUAAUAACACCAAAACAGUCAAAAUACAAUUGUUGAAGAAAAUAAAAGAGGAAGAAGACUCACGGUAUAAUGAAAUACUUAAUGUUAACAAAACAAAUGGCUUUUACAAAACAAGAUUAACUCCAAAACAGAUGAAUAAAGAUUUCUUGAAACCGGAGAAACUUCGUUUUGUGGAAGAUGACAUCAGGUCAUUAUUUUAUAGGCAGCAUCCUUGGGAAUUAGCGGAUCCCAAAGUACUAAACGAAAAUGAGCGAAAUUUAAACAUUGGAAAGCUUGACUGGUCUACAAUGAAACAGUACACCAAGAAAUUGGACGGCGAGUCUGUUGUUCAGAGAACUCUUUACCUUGUGAGGGUAGAAAAUACGCCCCUUUAUAAUGCCUAUGAACAAUCAAAAUACGAAUAUUAUAGGUUGAAGAUUGCAGAUGAGACUGAAUCUAGUGUGACUGCCGAGCAGAGUGAGAUGUUUGGAGCAGUAUAUAAUAAAUCGGCAAUCGAAUAUGGAUUCGAUAAAGAAAUGGCAGUGUUGAGCAAGUGGAAGAAGGAUGCAAUUGCAUUAACUAAGGUUAUUGAAGCAAAACGGGCUAAUUCAUCUGCAAGUGGUAGUAAUAUGGGCGAGAAUGAUAACUUGAAGGCUGAAUUUGAAGGUGAAAACGGUGAGAAGGAAGAGGUUCAAGAAGAGUCUACGGAAGAGGAUAUAUUUAGGAAACUAAGUAAAUUUGAUGAGGCGCAAAAUUAG
Molecule: messenger RNA, 855 nt
Organism: Brettanomyces bruxellensis
Lineage: Eukaryota; Fungi; Ascomycota; Pichiomycetes; Pichiales; Pichiaceae
Exons: 1
Coding region: 1-855 (284 amino acids)
Cellular component (GO): mitochondrial small ribosomal subunit
Molecular function (GO): structural constituent of ribosome
Source: RefSeq, a predicted model, not a curated record